UGCGAUUGCAUAAUCCCGAACGUGACCGCUCUUGGAUUUCGUCAGUGAACAACACCGUAACAGAUACAAAGCUGAUUAAUUCGAGACUCUCCACCUCAGCUCAGAACUGUGGUGCUUAUGACUUUUAAGAUCCAGCUGCCCGAUUCUGAUUUGCUUUGUCUACACUGUACCUGUGACUUUUACUUUAGGAAUGCAGAGAUCAGGUAUGAAUACAGAAGGAAACUGAGCAGAAACUUCUUCUCUGGCAACAUGGAGAUGGCAAGACUCUGUCGUCACAUGUUAAAGAACCCUUCAGCACUGACGAAUGUCUGUCACUCCGGCAGCAAUAUGAGGAGAUCACUUUUUGCACUAAGAACUAGCAUCGGUCAUGCUUCAGUGAAGAGGAUGUUCUCUGAAGUGAAGCAUGACAUUGUUGCCGAGGCCGUGAAGCCCAAACGGAGGAUACUCAGGAAAACGCUCCUGGGACUGACGGGGAUAGCGGCUGUAGCAGGCGGUGUUACCUAUGCUAGCAUGGAAAGCGCUGGAAGGAGAAGAGCUUACGUUACUGCUGAAGGAUUUAUCAGAUUUUUCAGAACAUUCUAUAUUGGAACGAGAAUCUCCUUAGAUUAUAAAUGGAAUCUUUGGAAACUUGAAGAUGGCAGCCAAGAAUACAAAGAAGCCUUCAGAGCGUGCAACAGGAGAACAGGAGAUUUGAUAUUAAAGGGCUGUCUGAAGAACGGGGGUCUCUACAUCAAGCUUGGACAGUACAUGGUGACUGCUAACUACAUCCUACCCAAGGAGAUCCUGCAGAAGCUGGCCACACUUCAGGACAGAGCUCUCACAAGAGAAUACAAAGAGCUGGACAGAUUAUUCAAGGAAGAGUUUGGAAAGACCCCUGAUGAGUUGUAUGCAGAGUUUGACCCCGAGCCCAUAGCAGCUGCCAGCCUCGCUCAGGUUCACAGAGCAAAGACACAUGAAGGAGACGAAGUUGCUGUCAAGGUACAGUACAUCAACUUGAGGGACCAGUACCCCGGUGACCUUCGAACUCUAGAGAUACUCCUUGACAUCAUCCAUUGGAUGCACCCAAAGUCUUUCAACUUCAAGGAUAUAUUAUUGGAUUUAGAGGAGCCGUUGGCCAAAGAGCUGGAUUUUGAAAAUGAAGGCAGGAAUUCAGAAACCUGUGCCAAGCAGCUGAAACACCUAGACUAUGUCUAUGUACCCAAGGUUUACUGGAAUCUUACUAAUAAGAGGAUUUUGACAAUGGAGUUUGUGAAAGGACACAAAGUCUCAGAGAAAGAGAAACUGCAGGAAGAUGGCUUCAGUCUAGCAGAGGUAGAUGAAAAGCUGAUUAAAAUAUUUGGUGAGCAGAUUUUUCACACUGGAUUUGUCCAUGCAGAUCCUCAUCCUGGCAAUGUGCUUGUCCGCAAAAAUGGUAAAGGAAAGGCUGAGCUGAUUGUCCUCGAUCAUGGUUUAUAUGAAGAAGUAACACCAGAAAUUCGCAUUGCCUUUGGUCAAUAUUGGAGAGCCAUCAUCUUGAAGAACGAACAAGCCAUGAUCCAACAUGCUAAUGAGCUAGGCAUUGAAGAGUACCUGUUGUUCGCCAUGAUGCUGAUUCAAAGACCCCUCAACAUGAACGCCAAGCGAGGGAGCCACAUGACCUUUAACCUUUCCAACGCGGAGCUGCGCAAGCUGCAACGUGAGAUCAGGGACGAGAUGCACACUAUGGAGGAUAAGAUUGAGGAGUUUCAAGAGAGGAUGAAUGUAUUCAUGGAGAGCUUUCCAAAAUGUCUCUUCCUCAUCUUUAGGAACAUGAACACUGUGCGAUACAUUGACCGAGCCUUGGGUACUCCGGUGGACUACCUCGUGACGAUGGGAAGAUGUGCUGCAGGUGGCUCUGUAUUUCUACCUCAGGAUAGGUCUCUGAAGAGCCGUCUCCAUGCCUUUUGGCAGCGCUUUGUCUACGACUUCACGCUCAGGUCGGAUCAACUAAUCCAUAGGAUUAGCAUGGCCUUCUUCUCCCUCUCGAUCAGAUUAGGAUUGGUGUCCUUCAAACCUCCUGGCAAGGGUAGCAACGUUGGUGAUAUCUUCAGCAGUCUGGUGCCCCCUAGGGCCAGUCCAUCGACUGAGUAGCAGCAGAGACAUACAACAUCAUCGGUUCAUCUGACCUUUCUCGGUUCAUCUGACCUUUCCCGGAAUUAUCUCCAGUGGUACCUGCUCCAGGGUUUUCUUUGAAGAUAUUUUGUUUGAAAACCUAUGAAUAUCGCAAACAACAUGAAUUGUACUUUAAAAGAUUGAUGUUUCCAGUGUGAGUUGAUUAUGUAGUACUGAAAUUUUACUAUAGACAGGUUCUUGCCUAAUAUUUCUGUGUUCUCUUGCAAAUCCUUUAUUUUUCAUUUUCCCUUUCUUUUACUUUCUUUCCUUAUCUCCCUCUCCUUCUCUCAUUCAAAUGUGUUUUCUCUUCCCUCUUCAUCCACCUGCAUUCAUCCAGUCCGGAGUUGGGAAUCACAUUUUGUUGAUAUGGUUUGCAGUUCUCAAUAACUUGAAAAAAAUCAUCUCUUUUAAUCAAAAUGAUAAAAUCUCCCCUGACAAGCAGUAAAAAUGCUCUAAGUGUGAUAUGAUAAAAAGUGCAUGAAAAUUGAGUUUAUCAGAAUUAUGUUAUCUACACUUUGCUGCAUAUGAAAUAGGUUUUACUGCAGAUGGUAUGGUCUAUUUUGAAAUGUUAUGAAAUGAUUUUUUUUU
Strongylocentrotus purpuratus (purple sea urchin) is the source of this 2718-nucleotide messenger RNA. RefSeq lists its product as uncharacterized. The coding region runs from base 118 to 2109 and encodes 663 amino acids. The transcript is spliced from 15 exons. The record is from RefSeq and is a predicted model, not a curated record. NCBI's taxonomy places the organism in Eukaryota, Metazoa, Echinodermata, Echinoidea, Camarodonta, Strongylocentrotidae.